AUGGCUGAAGGUGUUUUCCAAGGUGCUAUUGGUAUCGAUUUAGGUACUACUUACUCCUGUGUUGCUACUUAUGAAUCUUCUGUUGAAAUUAUUGCUAACGAACAAGGUAACAGAGUUACUCCAUCUUUCGUUGCUUUCACUCCAGAAGAAAGAUUGAUUGGUGAUGCUGCUAAGAACCAAGCUGCUUUGAACCCAAAGAACACUGUCUUCGAUGCUAAGCGUUUGAUCGGUAGAAGAUUCGACGAAGAAGCUGUCCAAGAAGAUAUGAAGACUUGGCCAUUUAAGGUCAUUGACGCUCAAGGUGCUCCAAUGAUCGAAGUUGAAUACUUGGGUGAAACUAAAACUUUCUCCCCACAAGAAAUUUCCUCCAUGGUCUUGACCAAGAUGAAGGAAAUUGCUGAAGCUAAGAUCGGUAAGAAGGUCGAAAAGGCUGUCAUCACUGUCCCAGCUUAUUUCAACGAUGCUCAAAGACAAGCUACCAAGGAUGCUGGUGCCAUCUCUGGUUUGAACGUUUUGCGUAUCAUUAACGAACCAACUGCCGCUGCCAUUGCUUACGGUUUAGGUGCUGGUAAGUCUGAAAAAGAAAGACACGUCUUGAUCUUCGAUUUAGGUGGUGGUACUUUCGAUGUCUCCUUGUUGCACAUCGCUGGUGGUGUCUUCACCGUCAAAUCUACCUCCGGUAACACUCACUUGGGUGGUCAAGAUUUCGACACUAACAUGUUGGAACACUUCAAGGCUGAAUUCAAGAAGAAGACUGGUUUGGAUAUCUCCGGUGACGCCAGAGCUUUGAGAAGAUUGAGAACUGCUGCUGAAAGAGCUAAGAGAACUUUGUCUUCUGUCACUCAAACCACCGUUGAAGUCGACUCCUUGUUCGAAGGUGAAGAUUUCGAAGCUUCUAUCACCAGAGCCAGAUUCGAAGACUUAAACGCUGCUUUGUUCAAAUCUACUUUGACCCCAGUUGAACAAGUCUUGAAGGAUGCUAAGAUCGCCAAGUCUCAAAUCGAUGAAGUUGUCUUGGUCGGUGGUUCUACCAGAAUUCCAAAGGUCCAAAAAUUAUUGUCUGACUUCUUCGACGGUAAGCAAUUGGAAAAAUCCAUUAAUCCAGAUGAAGCUGUUGCUUACGGUGCUGCUGUUCAAGGUGCUAUCUUGACCGGUCAAUCUACUUCCGAUGAAACCAAGGACUUGUUGUUGUUGGAUGUUGCUCCAUUAUCCUUAGGUGUUGGUAUGCAAGGUGACAUCUUCGGUAUCGUCGUUCCAAGAAACACUACCGUCCCAACCAUCAAGAGAAGAACUUUCACCACUGUUGGUGACAACCAAACUACCGUUCAAUUCCCAGUCUACCAAGGUGAACGUGUCAACUGUAAAGAAAACACUUUGUUGGGUGAAUUCGACUUGAAGAACAUCCCACCAAUGCCAGCUGGUGAACCAGUCUUGGAAGCUAUCUUCGAAGUUGAUGCUAACGGUAUCUUGAAGGUUACUGCCGUCGAAAAGUCUACUGGUAAGUCCGCUAACAUUACUAUCUCCAACGCUGUCGGUAGAUUGUCCUCUGACGAUAUCGAAAAGAUGGUCAACCAAGCUGAAGAAUUCAAGGCUGCUGACGAAGCUUUCGCCAAGAGACACGAAGCUAGACAAAGAUUGGAAUCUUACGUUGCUUCUAUCGAACAAACUGUCACUGACCCAGUCUUGUCCUCUAAGAUGAAGAGAGGUUCUAAGUCCAAGAUUGAAGCUGCUCUAUCAGAAGCUAUGGCUGCUUUAGAAAUCGAAGACUCUUCCGCUGAAGACUUGAGAAAGGCUGAAGUCGGUUUGAAGAGAGUUGUUACCAAGGCUAUGUCUUCUCGCUAA
Vanderwaltozyma polyspora DSM 70294 is the source of this 1842-nucleotide messenger RNA. RefSeq lists its product as uncharacterized. Gene Ontology annotation, biological process: cellular response to unfolded protein; protein refolding; vesicle-mediated transport. The record is from RefSeq and is a predicted model, not a curated record. Bases 1 to 1842 code for a protein of 613 amino acids. Gene Ontology annotation, molecular function: misfolded protein binding; ATP-dependent protein folding chaperone; ATP binding. The transcript has a single exon. Lineage: Eukaryota; Fungi; Ascomycota; Saccharomycetes; Saccharomycetales; Saccharomycetaceae. Gene Ontology annotation, cellular component: plasma membrane; cytosol; nucleus.